AUGGAAGAACGACAAAGCGCUGAAAGUCGUUUAAACGGCGUUGGUUCUAGAGCUUGUGGUGACAUGAGUCUCAAAGAUAAGGAAGGUCGCAGUCGUAGUUCUGAAGUUGGCGACCACCUGCUGAAGGCAGUCAUCGGAGGUCCGCUUAAAACAACACAUGAGGUUGCCCAAGAACUGGGCUUUGACCAGUCUACAGCUGUUUGCCAUUUGGAAAAAAUGAGAAAGAUGAAAAAGUUGAAGAAGUGUGUGAAGCAUGAACUGAGCUAG
Molecule: messenger RNA, 267 nt
Organism: Necator americanus (New World hookworm)
Lineage: Eukaryota; Metazoa; Nematoda; Chromadorea; Rhabditida; Ancylostomatidae
Exons: 1
Coding region: 1-267 (88 amino acids)
Source: RefSeq, a predicted model, not a curated record